Molecule: messenger RNA, 384 nt
Organism: Exophiala aquamarina CBS 119918
Lineage: Eukaryota; Fungi; Ascomycota; Eurotiomycetes; Chaetothyriales; Herpotrichiellaceae
Exons: 3
Coding region: 1-384 (127 amino acids)
Biological process (GO): mycotoxin biosynthetic process
Source: RefSeq, a predicted model, not a curated record
AUGUACUUCAAUUAUCUGCCGCUACCUCGUUGCGACAAGGAGGAGUACAAAACGCCUAUUGACCCUACCGCAGCUCUAGAUGACGAGGAUAACCUGAGUAUCACGUCGAGGAAGACAAUCCAAAUUUACACGUCACAAUGGCUCUGGCUACUUCAUGCGAUCCUGUUAGCCAGCUCGCUCACACUCUUCACUCUCUCUGUUAUGGUACGCUCCUCGACGCUCCAGCAUGUCCAGGAGUUCUCCGCUUGGUCUCCUGCCGCCCCUGCUGUGAGGUAUCAACCAGUAAAAUACGAUGUCUCAACCAGUAACAACCAAUUUGUUGGUGCAGGGCCUGAGGUGGACAAGGCCUGGCGUGGAAUCUCAUAUGACAUGGGGGACCAAUAG